CAUCAAUUUCGUAUCGUUUCUAAAAUACAAAAAUUAUAGAAUUUAACAAAAUCUAUAAGCUCCAAUAUUGUGACAGAAGAAUAGUUUAACAAAAGUGCGUUGUGCCCAAAAAAAAUAAAUAUUUUCUAAAACGUUUUACUCGGCCAUUAUAUUUACAUUAAAUAUCAUAACAUUAUCGUAAAAUUUUCACGUGGUAAACCAUGGUGCAUUAUACCAAAACGGCAUUAGACCUAAUCACCAUACAUUAUGUGACAAGCGAAAUAAUAUUAUAAUACAAUAUAAGUUUGUGUAUUUCAAGUUUGACAGACAAAUGACAGUGAAAGAAACACAUCAUCGUCGGACAAGGGCUCGAAACAAGACGGAAAUGUAGGUAACUACACUCGUUCACGAUAUACCUACCUGCACUAUAAAGUUGUACACUUUGAAAACCUUUUUGACACAGUCUCCGCAGUUAUAGGUAUUUACUCGCCAAUAACAGUGCAAGUGGAAAACAAACACACUAUAUUAUCGCGUAUUUUAUAAUACAGAAAUGGAUCGGCGCCGAAAACAUAAGAAAAAGCUAAAAGAUUUCGGUAGAGAGUAUUUUCUAGAUAUUUCUGUCAACGCGUUAAAACACAUAAUACGAGCCAAAAACGUUGGCGAACGACGAUUUUGGCUGGUGAUGUUCACACUCGCAUUGUUCGGCACCGGAUUCUGCGUCUUGGAAGUUUGGAAAGUCUACGAGUCCAGUUUCACCAAAACAAUUAUAUUGUCCACGUCGUAUUUGUACUCCGAGGCGCCGUUUCCGUCGGUGACCAUUUGUGAACCAAGCAGAGUGUACGGUCCCGUGAUCAAAGCCUUGUAUGACAACUCUUCCGGCCGGCCUGGUUCAUAUGACGAAGCCGUGUUCAAAAUAAUGGCAACGUUGUCCACGAUCCGUUUACCACUAUUCGAAGAUUUUGUCAAAAUAAAAAAAUUCGAAAAAUACUACGAUGAGCUGAACAAACUCAACAUCAGUGACAUGCUACUGAAGGCAGUCCGUCCGUGCGACACCAUAUUCGACUCUCCGUGCUGGUGGCGUAAUAAUUACUACAACUGUUGUGACCUCUUCGAACUCCAGAAAACCUGCUACGGUUACUGUUACAGUUUCAACUCGGACGUAUCCGAAUUCAGUAAACGAAAAACGCAAUUUUACGGGAUGUACGGGGACAAUUAUAACUACUGGAUUGAUGAUCGGGGAACAUUCAAGAGGCCUAGGAGAACAGGAGGAAGCGGCCCGUGGUCUGGAUUGUGGUUUUCCAUGCGUGCCCAAAAAAUUCCGUCCUAUAUCAACGCCAGGAGUGGAAUAGUGGUUAUGAUUAGGGAUCCAAGCGCCUUGCCGAUUGAUCGGGGAAUGAUGGUGGCCAAAGGUACCAGUGGCUACAUAAAAGUAUGGGGUGAUAAGGUGAUUCCAACGAAACGUCUCAUACGCGUGAAACCCGAAAAACGACACUGUCUGUACCCUAAUGAAAAGACUUACUUGGGCCGAGGCUAUUUGAGGUCAAACUGUUUGUUCAACUGUUACCAACGGUUUAUGUUUAAUGAUUGCAAGUGCGUGCCGAGUUUCUAUUAUUUUCACUACGAAAAAGAUCUUCCCUAUCCCGAGUGCAACGUAGAAGGACUUGUAUGCUUGGCCGAACAUUCGUCAAAUUUCAUCAACAUUGUGGAUCGCGACAAAAACUUAUCUACACAUCUCAGAUGCAAAUGUCCAGGCGAUUGUCGCAGUCAAAAGUACAAGUCUAACAUUGUCGUGUUAAACGAAACAUCAAGCGCUGACCAAAUUACCGUUGACGUUUUCUUUCACAGGUCUACGUGCUUCCUGUACGAAACGGAUUUAGUGUUCGACUUUAUGAAUGCUCUAGUCGGCUACGGAGGUGUCUGCGGACUUUUUCUCGGGGCGUCAUUGAUCAGUGGCGUUGAAUUUAUAAAUUUCAUAACGUUCCGUUUGUAUGACUAUUGGUUGAACCGUCGACAUCGAAACAAAAUCGUCCAACGUUUCAUUCAUUGAAAUUAUCUGUUAUUACAGUCGAUUUUCCUCGAAGAUCAUUCUAUAUAGUUGAGAAUUGUAUUUUUCUAAAUUAAUUUAU
Messenger RNA from Acyrthosiphon pisum (pea aphid), 2105 nucleotides. RefSeq names its product pickpocket protein 19-like. Gene Ontology annotation, cellular component: plasma membrane. The transcript is spliced from 11 exons. The coding region runs from base 530 to 2026 and encodes 498 amino acids. Gene Ontology annotation, molecular function: ligand-gated sodium channel activity. The record is from RefSeq and is a predicted model, not a curated record. Gene Ontology annotation, biological process: sodium ion transmembrane transport. NCBI's taxonomy places the organism in Eukaryota, Metazoa, Arthropoda, Insecta, Hemiptera, Aphididae.